Messenger RNA from Gracilinanus agilis (Agile Gracile Mouse Opossum), 945 nucleotides. RefSeq names its product NME/NM23 family member 9 (gene NME9). Gene Ontology annotation, biological process: CTP biosynthetic process; UTP biosynthetic process; GTP biosynthetic process. The record is from RefSeq and is a predicted model, not a curated record. The transcript has 11 exons. The coding region runs from base 1 to 945 and encodes 314 amino acids. Gene Ontology annotation, molecular function: nucleoside diphosphate kinase activity. Lineage: Eukaryota; Metazoa; Chordata; Mammalia; Didelphimorphia; Didelphidae.
AUGGUGAGUAAGAAGAAGGAAAUAGGGUUGCAGGUCAACAUCAAUAACCAGGAACUUUGGGAGGAAAUGCUCAGUUCCAAAGGACUAACAGUGGUUGAUGUGUACCAAAGCUGGUGUGGACCCUGCAAAGCUGUGGUCAGUCUCUUCAGGAAAAUAAAACUUGAAGUUGGAAAUGGUCUUCAUUUUGCCACGGCAGAAGCAGACCGUCUUGAUAUUUUGGAAAAAUACCGAGGAAAAUGUGAACCUACCUUUCUUUUUUAUGCAGGAGGAGAAUUAGUUGCUGUGGUAAGAGGAGCAAAUGGGCCAUUACUGCACAAAACUAUUCUAGAUCAGCUGGAGGCAGAGAAUAAGGUUUUGGAACAAGGCAUCGAACGGAAAGUGAUUAAAGAUGCAGCUCUAUCCAUUGAAGAAGAAAGAGUUUCACAAGACCAAGAGUAUGGAAAAGAAGAUGAAGUAGUGUCAUUUGAAAGAUCUUGCACACUGGCAAUCAUUAAACCAGAAGCUGUGGCACAUGGGAAAGUUGAUGAGAUCAUCCUGAAGAUCCAGGAAGCUGGUUUUGAGAUUUUAACUAAUGAAGAAAGAAUCAUGACAGAGUCAGAAACAAGAUAUCUCUACCAAAAUAGAUCUGAAGAGGAAAUCUUUGAAAAGCUACUUCAGCACAUGUCGAAUGGACCAUGCCGGCUACUCAUAAUCUCAUUGCCUGAAAAUGAUAAAGAUGUAGUUGCUGCCUGGAGAGACUUCAUUGGUCCAAGUGAUAUAGAAACUGCUAAGAGAGAAAAUCCUGACAGUCUUCGGGCUCAGUAUGGCACAAUAAUGCCUUUUAACGCUAUCCAUGGCAGUGAGAACAGAGAUCAAGCCAACAGGGAGCUUGAAUUUUUUUUCCCAAAUUUUAAAAUUUCAGGAAGUGAUGCUGACAAAGUACCAAGGGAAGAAAUUCUACAGUGA